AUGGUGAAGGAGAUUUUACGUUGUACAUAUUACUCAGUGGAGAAUGUAAAGAUGAACAUAAAUGAAGCUUUUUAUGCUAUAAGUUGUGCUCAUAGAUUAGCCGGAGUUGAAAAUCCGUGUAAAUCAGAUUUGGUUAUUUCUGUGAAGGAAGGAUCUUUGAGAUCUGUUGGACACAUUGUGGUUAAGAAAGAACCUAUAACACCAGAAAUUUUGUAUCAAAUCUUUAUGCUUUAUGGUAACGAUAAAUCUAAUCUGAAAGAUGUUAGAAUAGCAUGUAUGUGCCUUAUAAGUUUUGCUGGAUUUUUGAGGUAUUCAGAAUUAGCAAAUCUGACAAGAAAUAAUAUUGUUUUUCAUGAUUCGUACAUCAGUUUACUGAUAGAGAGUAGUAAAACUGAUAUUUACCGUGAGGGUAGAGAUGUACUCAUUUAA
Mytilus trossulus (common blue mussel) is the source of this 429-nucleotide messenger RNA. RefSeq lists its product as uncharacterized. The transcript has 2 exons. The record is from RefSeq and is a predicted model, not a curated record. Gene Ontology annotation, molecular function: DNA binding. Gene Ontology annotation, biological process: DNA integration; DNA recombination. NCBI's taxonomy places the organism in Eukaryota, Metazoa, Mollusca, Bivalvia, Mytilida, Mytilidae. The coding region runs from base 1 to 429 and encodes 142 amino acids.